Musa acuminata AAA Group (dessert banana) is the source of this 1416-nucleotide messenger RNA. RefSeq names its product ribose-phosphate pyrophosphokinase 1. Lineage: Eukaryota; Viridiplantae; Streptophyta; Magnoliopsida; Zingiberales; Musaceae. The transcript has 8 exons. Gene Ontology annotation, cellular component: ribose phosphate diphosphokinase complex; cytoplasm. Gene Ontology annotation, molecular function: ribose phosphate diphosphokinase activity; magnesium ion binding. The record is from RefSeq and is a predicted model, not a curated record. Bases 122 to 1324 code for a protein of 400 amino acids. Gene Ontology annotation, biological process: 5-phosphoribose 1-diphosphate biosynthetic process; ribonucleoside monophosphate biosynthetic process; purine nucleotide biosynthetic process.
CCACGCCGCACACACGUAAUUUCCAUCCCUCAAAUUUCUCGAUACCCCCGGUCCGUUCAACUACCACCGGCCGAUCGUGGACUCGUAGCACUGACCUAGCUGUCGACCUGCCUCCGCGAUUAUGGCCUCCGUGGUGGUCUCCCCCACCUUCUUUCGCCGCUCAUCAUCUUCCUCCUGCUCGAUCAACCUUAGAGUUCGCGCCAAGCCCCUUCGCCGCCGCCUCGACUCUUCCUCAUUCGCCCCGAGCCCUCUGCGAUGCGGAAUGAUGGAGCCGCUGGAAUUCGGGAAUGGAUCCCCGCCCGUCAUCCCGAUCCUCAAUGAUAAGAUGUCGCCGGGAUUACUGGUGUCGCCGCAAACCCGAGGAACGGGCGGGAACCAUGACUCCAGGCUUCGGAUUUUUUCUGGAAACGCUAAUCCAGCACUCGCUCAGGAAAUUGCAAGCUACUUGGGCCUUCAACUCGGGAAAAUCAAGAUAAAGAGGUUUGCAGAUGGUGAAAUAUACGUCCAAUUGCAGGAGAGUGUGAGGGGAUGUGACGUGUUUUUAGUCCAACCAACAUGCCCCCCAGCAAAUGAGAACCUUAUGGAGCUUCUGAUCAUGAUUGAUGCAUGCCGCAGAGCAUCUGCUAAAAACAUUACUGCAGUUAUACCAUAUUUUGGUUAUUCUAGAGCUGACAGAAAAACUCAAGAGCGAGAAUCAAUCGGAGCCAAACUUGUCGCGAACUUAAUUACAAAAGCUGGUGCAAACCGUGUACUUGCGUGCGAUCUGCAUUCUGGGCAGUCCAUGGGAUACUUUGAUAUCCCAGUGGAUCAUGUUUAUGCUCAACCUGUCAUUCUUGAUUACCUCUCCAGCAAAACGAUUAGUUCAGAUGAUUUGGUAGUGGUGUCUCCCGAUGUUGGUGGUGUGGCAAGAGCACGUGCUUUUGCCAAGAAGUUAUCAGAUGCACCUCUUGCAAUUGUGGAUAAAAGGCGUCAUGGACACAAUGCUGCUGAGGUACUUAAUCUGAUUGGAGAUGUUAAAGGAAAGGUUGCUAUAAUGUUGGAUGAUAUGAUCGAUACUGCUGGAACUAUUGUAAAGGGUGCAACUUUACUACAUCAAGAGGGAGCUAAAGAAGUUUUUGCUUGCAGCACACAUGCAGUUUUUAGCCCUCCUGCAGUUGAGAGGUUAUCAAGUGACUUAUUUCAAGAAGUCAUCGUCACAAACACCAUCCCGGUGCCCGAGCAGAACAGUUUCCCACAGCUAACAGUUCUUUCUGUGGCAAAUAUAUUGGGCGAAACAAUCUGGCGAGUUCAUGAUGAUUGUUCAUUAAGUAGCAUCUUUCAAUGAUUCGAUUAUAGUGAAAAAUGUUCUUUUAUUUCUUUUAAACUUUGUCAUGUUUCUUAACUACGAGCCACUUGAUGAAAUCAUUGUUAGUUUCA